UUUAAUCCCACACUAUUUGACUCUACUGAAGUUUGUGCGCGCAGCUGGCGAGGCUCUGUUGCGCUGGCCGGCGCUUGAGUACCGGCUGGUCGCGCUAAGCUUUCUACUUGUGAAGUGCUGAAGGAUGUCAGACGACGCUUACGGAAUGAAUGCACCCACAGAAAAGACCCAGCUGACGUUAGGAUAGAUACGGGCUGUCCUACCUUGUGAUCGCGGCAACCGUCACGGCCCGAAAGAUAGAUCCGAACAGUAGUAGCGAAUACUGCUCGCAGUUGAACAGUUUAUGCAGGCACUGACGACGAGUCCUAACUUUGUAGUCGCCAUGCACAAUCUCCGAUUGGUUACCCGCGUACGUAACGAUAGAGCACCCUGACAGCAGGCAAGAUAGGUGUGCUUUUGAACGAACGGGGAGACGGCAUUGAAGUACGCCAGUUAAACAGAUCCGUCUGUAUAUCUGCUUGUCUGUUCCUCAUCAUACUUUCAGGCACAAACCACCUGGUCGUUCGAUCAGUCCGGCCCAAAGUAUCAACCCCGCAAAACAGAAAAAACAAAGUGUGAUUGUCUAUUAUAACAGAAGCGAUAUAGACAGAUAUUGCCGACACCUUUGACUUUCUGUCGAUGGCGGAAAAAUACCGUACCGGACAUUUCAAUUAUUGCAGGUUUACGUUUAUACCCACCGAAAGGUUGUCGGCAUAGACUACCGCGGAGUGAGAACUCGAAAAAAAACUGAUACACUAAUAUUACUCAACGGGACAUUUAAAGGUGGCUGCUAAUCCGUGCUGAAAGACACAAAAUUCUAAGUCUGGCUUAUGCACCGUAGUACUGUGGUAUGCACUAGCAUGAAGUGUGACAUAAUACCAUGAAGAAAUUUUAUGUUGAACGCGGGUGUCAUCGCUAAACGCUGAUGGAAAACGCUCUCAAAAGAAUGUAAAUGCUAGAGCUUCAUAAGGGGACACCAGAUAAUAACCCUAACAAGCUGAGGAUUAAUACUGCAAUAGCGCCAGUAUGGGCCUUAGUGAAGAUUUUCCAUCAACAUCUGACGGCUCAGAAACAGGUUUCGAAACGGGUGGUUCAGGCUCAGACGAUUUCCCUACAAAUGGAGACUUCGAGUUACCUCUCCUACUUGAUGUCCGAGGUACGGAUCUUAGUGGCAGUUCAACCUGUAUACCGGAAUUUUCGGCCGCGCUACAACGAGUUAAUCUGGCCGCAUGUCGGCUUACGUCGGUACCGCCUGAAAUCUUCUGCUGUGCGCGCAACCUUACUACUUUAAAUUUAUCGCUCAACAACAUCCGGACGCUUUCGCCGAAAUUUGGAAGAUUUUGCAGACUUCGUAUUCUCUUCGCGGAUUUCAACGAAUUCAACGAGUUGCCAGCAGAGUUGGGCUGUCUCCACGAUCUCCAAUUGCUCUCCCUUAAGGGCAAUCGGUUACGUUCCCUACCGCGUGAGCUCUGCCAUCUCGCACAUCUACUGAAACUCUCACUAUCAGCCAACCGGUUGGUGACAUCACCUGAGGCCCUCUUUCCCAUGUGGACACAUUUACAGCAUCUCGAUUUGCGGAAGAAUUUACUAAACGGUGCCAUUUGCUUCAAUGCCAUUCCCACUCUACGAUAUCUGGAGAUAUCGGAAAAUCGAUUGAAUGAAGUUCAAUUAGACAACUUACACGAACUCGAAUAUAUUGAUUGCAGUCACAAUCACCUCAAUGUGUUUCACCUUACUAGUCAACGCAUCGUUCAUCUCAACGUCUCUCAUAAUAAGCUGUCAAGCAUCACUGCAUCCAUAAACGUAUCAACGCUUGAAUUCCUAGAUGCAUCUAACAACGAGCUAUGCCACUGCCCGGAAUGGAUUUGUCAGAACGAUCAAUUGAGCUAUCUGGAUCUGAGUCAUAAUCUCAUCAGCCAAAUACACAAUAAAAUUCUCUCAUUUCGGCGUCUAGACACGUUACGUUUAGGUCACAAUCGCUUACGGCGUCUUGAAGUUGAACCAAGCGAACAAUGCCUUCUUCGACAUCUUGAUAUUCAGCAUAAUUAUAUUGGGCCAUCUUUACCAGACGAACUCCUUUUAGAGGCGCCAAGGCUCGAAUGGCUUAAUGCUUCGUGGAACCAACUGAAGCAUCUCCCGACCAUUUCAGGCUUUCAGUUGACGUUGCGGUGGCUCGUCCUUUCGCAUAAUGCCCUCCUCGAUGAUGCUUGGAGUUACAUUCUUUGCUGCCCUAAGCUGAAAGUAUUAAAGCUUUCUUUCAACAGAUUUGAAACACUUCCCAAAGGGCUAAGCGACCUAACUCAGCUGCGCGACAUACAUCUAAGCGGUAAUAACAUCUUAUCGUUGCCCCCCCUUGCGAUGAGUGAACUAGAAACACUUCUGUUGGAUUGUAAUCGACUCACGGAAGUACCGCGCGUGGACUGCUGUCCCGCUCUACGCCGUCUUGAUAUAUCUUGCAACGUACUGAGCGAAAUUCCACUGCCGAACCUCAUUUCACGUUCACUCGAAAUAUUAGAUAUUGCUUGCAAUCAAGAUCUUUUCAUUGACUCGACUGAGUUUCAACAAUUAUGCGGUGAUCGCAAUGUUUCUGUGGUUGAUACGAAGUUUAGCGGUCGACUGGGCCCGUUUAGCGUGACCGAUAGAAACCCACAAAUUGCUAAAAAUCAACUAUGGACGACAGGAUUCUCAGAGUCUGACCGAGGACAUUCCAGGUUAUACAUCAAUCAAUGCUCACAAAAUGGGGCACAAUCGCAGGAAGUGAUUCUUGCUAUCUGUGAAUCAUAUGUGAAACCGGCAGUGUGUGGCCAAGCCAAGGCUUUCCUGGCAGACCUCAUUCGGGAUAUGAGACGAAAGCGCCAAAAUGGCGACGCUACCGUAGGAGCUUUAUCGAAAAUCAACCUUGCACUGCAGAAAAUGAUUCAUGAAUGCUAUAAAGAAAUAGAGCAACAAGCUUGUACCCAUCAAAUGGCGCUGUUGCUCUGCCACAUCACUCCUUCAGAAUCGGAUCCUGGUUCUGUGGAGCUGACUGUACUGCAUACUGGGGUCAUGGCUUGCAUAAUAGGCGCAAAGGACAACGCUACCAAUAUUAUUCAGGAUUCCAAUGUUCAUUGGAAUAAGUUCUGCUCAUACGAUGAGUGGAAACGGUCUGUAGAGGGGGGAUUCUCUAGCCAUAACAGAGAGGGGUGCGAGUUUCAUCAUUGUGAAGCAAUUCCACAACCAGUGACUCGUACACUCAAGCUGAAAGUAUGCGACACCUCAGUGAUUCUAUUCAGUACGUGUAUGUUAACCGAAGCACUGAGCGCGGAAGACAUCAUUAAAGAAUUCCACGUUACAACGGAUACCGUUGCUGGCGCGAAAAGAUUAAAUGAUGCAGUUAGCAGCCUAGUGAGCGACCGAGGAACAUCUGUAAUUGCGAUUGAUUUGCGUCAGAGCAAAUUACGCGCUGUUGCAGCUCCUCAGAACGAUACGCAACAGGGAAAGCCGGUUCGGUCGCAAACGGCUACAAACGUUUCAUAUACGCAGAUCCGACCCAAGUUGAGAAGCAAAUGCGUGCACUUUCAGGAGUUGCCUUUACGUUCUAACUCUCUUUCGUCGACCGUGCAUACAAGAGCGUCAAUCGGAAACCAGGAAGUUAGGAAGCAUAAAGACUUUUCACUGAAUGUUCCAUCACUUCAGCAACAACAGAGCUCGUCGCCUAGUAUUACUUCAAAGCGGCACUGGCGACAUAGCAAGUUGCUAAACGAGUUCCCUGAAAAUGUCCAAGAAACAUACAAAGCAUGGGAAUACGUACUUGAAGAGAAUCAUAAGAUGAUAUUUAACCGUGAAUUGGAAACGUUAGCGAGGCCUCCUCGUCGAACGUUAGCAGUGCCCAGCACUCAAGUUCAAAAAUCACCAUUACGUCGACAUUCCUCUAGUGAAUCGAGAGGUCGACUGUAAAGUAAUACUAAAAGUGCACCGGACCGCUACUCAUAGGCCAAGCCAGUUUGAAGAUUUUCUACGCCCAAGUGCAUGUCGUGUUAGGUUAAAAAACCCUGC
Messenger RNA from Varroa destructor (honeybee mite), 4014 nucleotides. RefSeq names its product PH domain leucine-rich repeat-containing protein phosphatase 1-like. Gene Ontology annotation, molecular function: protein binding. The record is from RefSeq and is a predicted model, not a curated record. Gene Ontology annotation, cellular component: cytoplasm. Lineage: Eukaryota; Metazoa; Arthropoda; Arachnida; Mesostigmata; Varroidae.